Molecule: messenger RNA, 2280 nt
Organism: Owenia fusiformis
Lineage: Eukaryota; Metazoa; Annelida; Polychaeta; Sabellida; Oweniidae
Source: the annotation of a GenBank genome assembly
GUGGCAUUGAGAUUGUAUUCCUCAGUUCCAAUCAAGCAGGCCUAUGGGGAUGGAGAGUAAAGUUAACUGUUAAUCAAAACAACAAGGAAAAGCUCUGCAUUAUAUAACAAUGGGUAGAGGACAGUCUGGCGAUGAUUCAAUUACAAAGCCUGGAUGUAGUAUCUUGUGGUUCCGUCAUGGUCUGCGCCUACAUGAUAACCCUGCACUACAAGAGGCAAUCAAAGAUUGUGAGAAACUCUACCCAGUGUUCAUAUUUGAUGGACAAGUUGCUGGUACCAGCACUUCAGGUUAUAACCGCACCAGGUUCCUACUAGAAUGCUUAGAAGACCUAGAUAGGCAGUUCAAAGAUGCUGGGGGUCGCUUAUAUGUUUUAUAUGGCAAACCAGUCGAUGUAUUUAGAGAAAUUCAUCAGGAAUGGGGUGUGACAAAAAUUUGCUUUGAACAAGAUCCAGAGCCUAUCUGGCAGAACCGUGAUGCCCUUGUGAGAGAUUUUUGCAAAAGCGCUGGAAUUGAAUGUGUUGAGAAAAUCGGCCACACUCUAUGGAACCCAAAAGACAUUAUAUCUGAGAAUGGUGGUAUGCCCCCUCUGACUUAUGAAAAGUUUAACGCUAUCACCAGUCUGAUUGGUCCGCCGCCUCGCCCUACAGAGAGACACUCAUUCAUCAGUGUAAAGCUUCCAGUUGAGCCAGAUCACGAUGAAAGACAUUCCAUUCCUUCAUUGGAGAAACUAGGAAAAGAGCCAGAAUUGCCAGAGCAGCUAAUGAGAAUUAAUCAGUGGAAAGGUGGUGAGAGUGAAGCAAGAAAACUGUUCAAAAUUCGUAUGAGGGAUGAAGAGGAGGCAUUUAAGAAGGGAUUCAUGAUGCCUAACCAGUUCAAGCCUAACAUGGCUGCUCCUCCAACUAGUAUGGCAGCACAUUUACGUUUUGGAUGUAUUUCUGUCCGUGAAAUGUACUGGGCUAUCCAUGACACAUUUGAGAAGGUUCGUAAAGAAGAUUCUCCAACUCAGUUGACAGGUCAGUUAGUGUGGCGGGAAUUUUUCUACACAAUGUCUGUUGGAAACAAGGACUAUGACAAAAUGGCCCCCAACCCUAUUUGUCUUGACAUUCCUUGGUAUGAGAACAAGGAACAUUUGAAACUAUGGGAGCAGGGCCAAACAGGAUUCCCCUUCAUUGAUGCGUGUCAGAGGCAGAUGUUACAAGAAGGAUGGGUUCACCAUGUAGGACGUCACGCUACGUCAUGUUUCCUGACACGUGGUGACCUCUGGAUUAGCUGGGAGGAGGGGCUUAAGGUUUACUUGAAAUACAUGCUUGAUGCUGAUUGGUCAGUGUGUGCUGGGAACUGGAUGUGGGUGUCCAGUUCUGCAUUCGAGAAAGUUCUUCAAUGCCCUAGUUGUCUGGAUCCUGUUAAAUAUGGAAUGAGAAUGGACUCCAAGGGGGAAUUUGUCAGGCGCUAUGUUCCAGAGCUACGAGAUAUGCCGUUGCGGUAUUUAUUCAGUCCUUGGCUAUCUCCCCUCAAUAUUCAGAAAAAGGCAAACUGCAUCAUAGGAACUGACUAUCCAAAGCCAAUGGUGAACCAUAAAGAGGUAGCAGCAAAAAAUGCUGACAUGAUGCUCAAAGUAAAACAGGCACAUGAAAAUAAAGUGACCUCUAUAUGUGCUCCUUCUAACUCAGACGAGGUGAGAAAAUUUAUGUGGCUACCGACAUCUCAAGAGAAGGGGUUGCCUUCCUGUACUGCAGAUGAUUUCUGCAAAGCUGUUGAGAACUUGUAAAGUGUAAGGGGUCAUCUGAAGUUUUGCACUGAAUUCAAUAACUAAUCAUGUGAACUGCUAGAGUACCCAAUCUCUGACUCUGAAAUGGCGUACAUUGUAUUUGCAAGUGCAAGAUUCUGUGAAAACAUGAUUAUUGAACAAACAAGUCUCAAAGCAAAGAAACUGUAGGAAUGAAUGCGAAGCAUGAGUCGUCACCAAGGGUGCAGUUAUAACUAAACGUCACUAGAGUUUGGUCAAAAAGUGUUCAGAUUAGCCAGUUUUACUGAGCCAGCACUAUACAGUCAUUAGGAGAUAUAGACAACAUAUUACAAUGAUACCAUAAUGGUCUGAGUUUGAAAUCUCAAAGAGUUCACUUGGGUUGACUUUACAAAUGAAAAACCUGUUUUGUCAAACAAACUCAAGAGAAGGCAAUAUGUAGAUAACUAGUCAAGUAUGAUCAUUGUUAUACACAGUACAGCUAUAACUGUAAUGUCGAGUUACUCAGCUGCUGUACAAUGUGUUACAGCUGUAAU